AUGGAGCAGCAAGUGUCAGCAAAAGUGUCAAAGAAUAUGUCAAAUGAUGGCCAGGCAACUGACGACCGGAAUGUAUCGGCCAGUGGACCAGGGCUGGCGCGUGAACCAGACUUGACACAGAGUCAAGCUUUAGGCCUGACUUUGGCAGUGAAUGAGGAUCUGUACACACCUGCACACACUCCCUAUCCCGAGAAAGGUCUGAUGUACCAAGCAAGGAAAGCCUUUGAAGAUCUGCCCGGAGCUGCCGACGACCGGGAUGACGACAACACCGGUAUACUUAUCGACUACGAAACAAGCAGCGGCCACAGCUUCGAGAUUAUCGGGUCACAGACUAGACAGAUACUGCAUUCCAUGACACCUGCGCACACAGAGGCAGGAGAGGAUGCUCUAGACCCUACUAUAGGCCCUGAAUUAUCCGAAUCAGACCAGCAACCAGCCAUGCCGAGUGUUGACUAUGAGUCAUCGAUACCAGGCCCGGUUCAGGACUCAUCUAUACCCAGCUAUGUACCAGGUUCCUCGGAUAUCGAAGAUCCCGCCCACAAUAAUUCCUACGAGCGUGUUUCCAUUACGUCUCUGCUUUCGCACGUCUCGUCGUCUACGGCACAGGUGUGUGCAACCGUAUUCACCGCACACAUGCUUGUCGUUUCCUCUUAUGUAUGGAUAUAG
Sphaeroforma arctica JP610 is the source of this 666-nucleotide messenger RNA. RefSeq lists its product as hypothetical. Bases 1 to 666 code for a protein of 221 amino acids. NCBI's taxonomy places the organism in Eukaryota, Ichthyosporea, Ichthyophonida. The record is from RefSeq and is a predicted model, not a curated record. The transcript is spliced from 4 exons.